Messenger RNA from Acanthosepion pharaonis, 867 nucleotides. Lineage: Eukaryota; Metazoa; Mollusca; Cephalopoda; Sepiida; Sepiidae. The record is from the annotation of a GenBank genome assembly.
AUGUUGUACUCACGCAAAUACUUAAAAACCAUCCCAGUAUACUGUCUAACCCUUCCCAGCUUUUUCUUUAUUUUCCUUCUUUCUUAUUUUCAAUCAUUUUUCUUUUUUCUAAUACAGCAUUUACUUAAUUUCUGCCUUGCAAUUUCAUACAAAUCCUUUGAAUUUUUUCUUUCUUUGGAAUUUUUUCUUUCCUUUCUUUCCUUUCUUUCUUUCUUUCUUUCUUUCUUUCUUCUUUCUUUCUUUCUUCUUUCUUUCUUUCUUCUUUCUUUCUUUCUUUUCUUCUUUCUUUCUUUUCUUUCUUUCUUUCUUUUCUUUCUUUCUUUCUUUUCUUCUUUCUUUCUUUUCUUCUUUCUUUCUUUUCUUCUUUCUUUCUUUUCUUCUUUCUUUUCUUUUCUUCUUUCUUUUCUUUUCUUCUUUCUUUUCUUUCUUUCUGUGUUUUCUCACAUGACAUUUUUUUCACUCAAUCUUUUCUUCUUUCUUUCAAGCUUUUGUUUUUCCCUUUUUUCUUUACUUUUACUUUUUCUCCUUGCUCUUUCACACAAAUUCUUUGACUUUUUCUUUCAUUGGAUUUCUUUUCUUCUUUCUUUCUUUCACUUUCAUUUCUUUUCAAUUUUUUCUUUCUUUGGUAUCUACUUUUUUUAUUUUAUUCUUUUUAUAUAUUUUCUUUCUUUCGAUCAUUAUUAUUUUUUCUUUCUAAAAUGUUAUUUCUUACAUUUCUUCCUUCUUGAUUUUUCAUAUUAUAUUUCUUUCUUAAAGUUCAUUUUUCUUUAUUUCUCUCUAGUUUUUCUUUUUUUUUUAGUCUUCUUUCUUUCAUUUUUCCUUUUUAAUGCAUUCCUUUGCUUAUUCAAAAUCUUUCUCCUUCUCUAA